Molecule: messenger RNA, 1120 nt
Organism: Quercus lobata
Lineage: Eukaryota; Viridiplantae; Streptophyta; Magnoliopsida; Fagales; Fagaceae
Product: RPM1-interacting protein 4-like
Exons: 4
Coding region: 1-1008 (335 amino acids)
Cellular component (GO): plasma membrane
Source: RefSeq, a predicted model, not a curated record
AUGUCCACCACCGAGCUUGUCUCAUUGGCUAUUCCUACAUCCUUCUACAAGCCCAGAAAGAAGCUUGCCACAAAGCCCAUCAUUCCUAGAGCUGGAAGUCCAAAACUCAUAGAUAGUCCCUCAGAUACAUUACAAUUGUUCAUUAAGAAGGUGAGGGUGUACCUCCUGAGUACAUGUGUUGAACAGUUGACAAUAUAUCCAGACUUUUCAAGAACUUUUGCACAACAAUUGACUGUUCUUGUUAAAAACUAUCCUCAUACAGUGCCUUGGCUGCAGAAAAACUCCCAUGUCCCAAAAUUUGGUAGCUGGGACAACGAUAAUAUACCUUACACCGCUUACUUUGACAAUGCGCGCAAAGAGAAAUCCAGUGUAAAGAUGAACCCAAAUGAUCCAGAGGAGAAUCCAGAGGCCUUCAUGUACAUGACAGGGGGCUCAGAAAUUAAUGCUGAUUACCAUGCAUUUCACGAUCCUCUCCAUGUCAAUUCCAAUAAGUCAAAUUCAUCUGUAGGAAAACACCACAUUGAGGGACAUACAAGGCAUCAUGCUGACCGGAGGAACACAGUUAAUCAACCAAAAAUUCAGAGCCAAAAGAGCAUCACAUCAGAAUCUGGCAGCGAUAAAAGCAACUCUGAUCAUUCAAUCAUGCAGCCUAAUCACCGACGUGUGGGGUCUGAUCACAAGAAGAAGAGUUUGGCAGAAGGAAGUAAUACCUUCUCUCUGUCAAUACCUGGACACGCAAGAAAAAGAAGUGGAAGUCGUCCCUCUGUUGAAACUCAUCAUAGAGCAGCCUCGGUACCCAAAUUCGGAGCUUGGGAUGAAUUAGACCCUACAUCAGGAGAAGGAUUUACUGCCAUAUUCAACAAAGUAAAAGAGGAAAAACAAAUUGCAUCUUCGCAGUUACCAAAUGUGUCUCCACAACCAAGCUAUUAUCCUAGUGCUCAAAGACAUGGACGAUCUUCCUCCAGAUCAAAGAUUUGUUGCUGUCUUUUUUCAAGCGGAAGCGAGUGAAGUACGUACAUGGCUUUACUUUUACAGUUUUACUUCUCACUCCCUAGUCUAAAAACUUUCAAGUUUGUUUGUUGACUUCGCUAUUUUUCUCGAAGUAUUUGACCACUGGAUG